Molecule: messenger RNA, 1844 nt
Organism: Brassica oleracea var. oleracea
Lineage: Eukaryota; Viridiplantae; Streptophyta; Magnoliopsida; Brassicales; Brassicaceae
Product: probable arabinosyltransferase ARAD1
Exons: 2
Coding region: 221-1633 (470 amino acids)
Molecular function (GO): glycosyltransferase activity
Source: RefSeq, a predicted model, not a curated record
ACAAAUUAAAAGAGUUAAUAAUAGGAAAGUUGACGAUCCCUGAAGCCUUAAUAAGCACAGUUCCGUUUGUUACUCCUCCUAGUCCGCCGCUCCAUGAGAGAUGAAAUUGGUGUCAGAGAAGAACAUCCUGAGCACCCUCUUACCACCAUUCAUGCUCUCGCUCCUUAUGUGAGCGAGCUUAGCUGUGUGUGUUUGAUUUCUCGUCCCUAACUCUGCCCUUAUGGCAAUGCCGGAGAAGAACGGUUCCACGAUCGGGUACGUAGCCCGAAACUUCCUUCUCUGCCUAUUCGUCUUCACAACGGUCCUCUUCGCUCUGUCCUGCUACUUUGUGUUGCGUUCAACUGCCCACAACCGCUUCCUUAGCUCCACAUUUCAAUCCAAAUCAUUCGCUCGCGAUCCCAGCUUGAAAGAUGAUUGCAGAUGCGUUGAAGAUGAGAAGAGAAGGGGUCCUCUCAAGGUCUUCAUGUACGACAUGGAUCCGGAGUUUCAUUUCGGAUUGUUAAAUUGGAAACCUGAGGGAGGGGGGAGUGUAUGGCCUGAUGUUCACAAGUUCAUACCUCCUUACCCUGGAGGCUUGAAUUUGCAGCACAGCAUUGAGUAUUGGCUCACCUUGGAUCUUCUUGCGUCCGAGUAUCCAAACGGUCCUAGACCCAUUGCUGCCAAAAGAGUUUAUAACUCUACCGAAGCCGAUGUUAUCUUUGUUCCCUUUUUCUCCUCCUUGAGUUACAAUCGGUUUUCGAAGGUGAAUCCUCAUCAGAAAACAAGCAGAAACAAGGAUUUGCAAGGAAAGCUUGUUGCUUUCUUGACUGCUCAGGAGGAGUGGAAGAUGUCAGGUGGUAGAGACCAUGUGGUUCUUGCUCAUCAUCCCAAUAGCAUGUUGGAUGCUAGAAACAAGCUCUUUCCUGCGAUUUUUAUACUCUCUGACUUCGGAAGGUAUCCUCCUACUGUUGCAAACGUUGAGAAAGAUGUCAUUGCGCCUUAUAAGCAUGUCAUCAAAACGUACGAAAACGAUACCUCUGGUUUCGAUAGCAGACCCAUUCUGCUUUACUUUCAGGGUGCCAUCUACAGGAAAGAUGGUGGGUUUGUGCGUCAGGAGUUGUUCUACCUGUUGCAAGAUGAGAAAGACGUGCAUUUCUCGUUUGGGAGCGUGAGAAACGGAGGCAUAAACAAAGCAAGCCAAGGAAUGCACAACUCCAAGUUCUGCCUCAACAUUGCCGGAGACACUCCUUCAUCUAACCGUCUCUUUGACGCCAUUGCAAGUCACUGCGUGCCUGUCAUUAUCAGUGACGACAUUGAGCUUCCUUUCGAGGACGUUAUUGAUUACUCUGAGUUCUCCGUGUUUGUUCGCACCUCUGAUGCCUUGAAAGAGAACUUUCUGGUUAACUUGAUCAGGGGAAUCACCAAGGAGGAGUGGACAAGGAUGUGGAAUAGAUUGAAGGAAGUGGAGAAGUUCUAUGAGUUUCAUUUCCCGUCAAGGGUUGAUGAUGCAGUCCAAAUGAUAUGGCAAGCGAUUGCACGCAAAGUUCCUAGCGUUAAAAUGAGGAUUCAUAAGUCUCGGAGGUACUCUGGAUCUGUUUCUGAUGCAGGGAAAGAGUCAAGAUGGUCGUCAUUGAUACCUCGGAGUUUCUGGUGAAUAAAGAUGACAUCCUUUUUUUGUUCUCAGAAGGCCUUGGCACUGACUUCAAAUUGUUUUUUUUUUUUCUUGUGUAGAGAGAAGUUUAUGUUUGAUUUCUGAACUUUUUCUCCAAAUCAUAGGUUAUAUAGACAGAGAGAUUAGUCGCUUUUCUCCAAAGAAAGAUAAUAAUGUUGUAAGUUGAUUUGUUAAUUGUUAAUUUUCAUCUCUU